Messenger RNA from Lolium rigidum, 701 nucleotides. Its product is annotated as protein RADIALIS-like 3. Bases 82 to 345 code for a protein of 87 amino acids. NCBI's taxonomy places the organism in Eukaryota, Viridiplantae, Streptophyta, Magnoliopsida, Poales, Poaceae. The transcript is spliced from 2 exons. The record is from RefSeq and is a predicted model, not a curated record. Gene Ontology annotation, molecular function: DNA-binding transcription factor activity.
UUCUGAAGAUCAGAAAACUUCAGCGCGCUAGCUAGCUGGUUAGUUUCCGAGAAAGAUAUACUAAUUCCUAUCCAGGUCGAGAUGUCUUCUGUGUCAAGGAGCUCAUCCCGCGGCGGCGCCAACGCGGAGUGGAGCACCAGGGAGAACAAGCUGUUCGAGGAGGCCCUGGCCUACUACGGCGAGGGCACGCCCGACCGUUGGCUCAAGGUGUCCCGCGCCAUGGGCGGGACCAAGACGGCCGAUGAGGUGCGCCGCCAUUACGAGAUCCUCGACAACGACGUGAAGCUCAUCGAGUCCGGCAGGAUCCCGUACCCCAACUACAACGCACAGGGGUCUUGGAACUGAUUGAUCAAGGAGCGAAGCAUCUGAAGGGACUGCAAACAUGAAAAUCUGUUGAUAAUCUUGCGUCCUUAGCUGGGAAUAUGUUAUUGAAGCAAGCAUACUAAUAUGAUGUUAUUGUACUAAGAAGAUUGUGGCUUCUUGGUUAGGAAUAAAAUGAAGAAACUAUGCGUGCGUGUGCAUAUUUAGGUUUGUAAGAAAAUCAAUUAAGUGCCCUAGUUCUUGCACAAGCAAGCCUAUAUUUUCCAUUCCAUGUAGUUUUUACUCCUUCCCAAUAAAUGAUGGAGUAAACAUCAAUGAUGUAAAUCCCCUGUACUUGUGUGUAGUGUACUAGUGUUUAUCAAAUCGUGGUUGGUAGAAUA